Messenger RNA from Seminavis robusta, 1452 nucleotides. NCBI's taxonomy places the organism in Eukaryota, Bacillariophyta, Bacillariophyceae, Naviculales, Naviculaceae. The record is from the annotation of a GenBank genome assembly.
AUGACAGCUCCCAGUACAGCAUCAUCGGCAUCGGCCCCCAAGAGCGGCAGCAGCAGCGGCGGCGGCGGCAAUAAACCACCCAACCCAACCGAUGUCAACCAUGUGUGGGAAUCCCAUGACUCUCAAGCUGCUUGGCAGAAUGCUGUCCGUGAAGAUGAUGACGGGAAUCUCAUUGUAGAAGGCGAGGGCUCUGUGGCGGAUGCCAUUCGACGCCGACGCAAGCGACUGGAACAAAAUGAUUAUGCUCAACGCAACCGAAGGGUUGUACGAGAUAUGAUUCGAUAUCUAUAUGUCCUCAUUGAUGCCAGUCGCUGGAUGCGUGUCAAGGAUCCAGUCUUUCCAGGAGGUACUCGGCUGGAUGUUACCAUUGAAAUUCUACAAAACUUUGUCCAAGAGUACUAUGAUCAAAAUCCAUUGUCACAUCUUGGGUUUAUUCUUAUUAAGAACGGCGAGGCAGAAAUAUUGACGCAACUGAGCAGUUCGUCCAAAGCACACAAAUUGGCGUUGCAAUCUGUGGCACAAAUGGCAGCUUCCGAGGGUCCCACGGGAGGUGGCGAAUUCUCCCUCCAGAAUGGAAUUGAAGUGGCUGGAAGGUCACUGGGCCAUCAACCAAGACACGGAUCAAGAGAAAUUGUCAUUCUAGUUGGUGCCCUAUCCACGUGUGAUCCAGGAUACCUACUCACCGAAACACUACCUCGGUUGAAGACGGCCAAAGUGAGGGUAUCUACCAUGGCAAUCAGCGCCGAAAUGCACAUUUGUAGAAAAUUGGCCGAGGAAACUACGGGGGUGGUGGGGGUGAGCUUGGAUAAGGCUCAUUUCCGCGAUUGGCUGUUGGGACAGUGUGUCCCUCCGCCAACUAUGACUGACCCAGAACGACAAGAUUUCGCCUGUGAUAUGGUUCAGAUGGGAUUUCCCACACGAACAUCGUCGGAAGUGCCUACUCUAGUCCAUGCCACUCAAGAUACGACCUUGUUGGCAAGAACGGCUUAUACGUGCCCACAGUGUCAGGCUAAGCUUUCUGAAUUGCCAGCCGAUUGUGCUGUAUGUGGCUUGAAACUGGUCCUAUCUCCGCAUCUGGCUCGAUCGUUCCAUCACUUAUUCCCCGUCGCGCCCUUCUCGGAAAUCUCUUUGGGGGCAUCGGAAAUACGAAAAGCGGCUCUCAGUAGCGAGGUGCCCUCGGCGACACCGUCUGGAAGAGUUUUUAAUCAAGGUGGAAUAGUGCUUGACUCGUCCCUGUCAACUUCUCCCGAAGUCAACUGUUUCGCCUGCCUACGAGCUUUUGGAGGGGGGGAGGAAACCAAUGAUGCAGUGUCGUCUGCCAAAGUGAAAAAGGAUGAGGUGGAUGAGACUCUGAGGUUCCAGUGCCCGGAAUGUCUCAACUUCUUUUGUGCUGACUGUGAUGCCUACAUGCAUGAAUCACUCCACAACUGCCCAGGAUGUUUGUGUCGCUAG